UGAGGGGGAGCGGGCGCCGUUGCCAUGGCGGCGGUCGCAGCCGGCCCUGCCUCGCGCAGCCCGUAGGGUUCGCCUUUAGAACACCGCCGACCGCUUCUCCGCUACGAAGCCUUCAUGGCAGCGGAGAGCAGCUCCAGCAUCAGCUGGGACUCGCUGAGUAGCCUGACGGCCGGGGAUGUGCUCGUUCGCUCCACCGGUGCCCACGGGGCGAAAGGCUCUGGAGGAGGCGGGUGCGGGUGCGGGAAUGGCGUUGCCGUUUGUGUAACGAAGCUCCGCGAGGCGGUUCCGUCUGGCCAGACGAGCGGUGUGGCUUUGGGUCGAAGGGAAACGCUAUGCGUGCCUCCGGCCGUGUCAUUGUCAUCAAACAGGGCUUCGAGCUGUAGCGUCGCCGAUGUCACGCCCUGCAGCGCCCCACCAGGAGUCUGGAGUACUAAGGGUCACCCAGAACAUUUGCUUUUGGUGGAAGAUCCUGUGGAGGCCAUCUUUGUACCACAGAUGGAUUAUCCUAAAGAAGCUGCAGGUAAUCCUAAAGAAGCAGGUCAUUCACCAGAAGACAGCAGGAGGCCUGAAAAUGAUGUUUUAAUUUCUCGGUAUCCUACUGGCCAGAAAGAAGCAUUGAGAGCUGCAUUAAAGCAAAAAACACGAAGUGCUCCUGUAUUUAAGGAGAUGAAGGUGCAGCUCUUAGGAAAUGCCUCCCCUGAAAGAAAGGAAGGUGUUGGUCAGGACCCCAGGUCAAUGCACAGGGAAGCUGAUUCUGCAACAACCAUUGCAGCAGCAACUGCUGCUGCCAUUGCUACCACUGCUCCUCUUCUUAAAGUACAAAAUGAUUUGCAAGCUAAAGUUAACUCAGUUUCUACAUUGCUUCACAAGCUACAGGAGACUGAGAGGCAACUGCAGCGUGUUGCUGAACAGCAAACAAAUACAAAGACUCAACAUGAGAAGCCCCACUGUCACGAAAGAGUCAAUGAGCUUGAAAAACAAGUGAAUGCUUUUAUGCUGCAACGGAUUCACCAUCUGGAAAAGCUGCAGGAGCAUCAAAUGAGUAUUCAGUCUCAUUUCUUUAGCUCUGCUGUCAACAUGGGUGGCUUGCAGCAGACUCAUCUGCCUUCUUCUGGUCUCAUGACAAAACAAUCUGAGAAGGCAGAGCAGCAGUUGCUUAACAGUGGAAUAUCAUCAUCUCAGAAGAGUUUUUUUCCUUCUGGUGGUCUGCCUACACAAGGUGAUGGGAGACAACUUGAGCAUCUCCCGAAUCCUCAAGUAGCUCCAUGGGGGCAAAUGGAGUCUUCUGAGAAGACAGCAUUGACCAAUGAUAAAAUGAGCUGGCAUUCUGAGAUAGAAAGGCCUACUGCUUUGCAAACAGACCCGUGCCCUGCUUAUGAAAACUCCUCCCAAAAUUGCAAUUCAAUUGAGAAAACGGUGAAAAAAGCAGAUGAUUUGCUUCAAGUUCUUGGCCAGUUGAGAAAAGAGAUGCACGACGUGCUACAGGAUGCAAAUACAUGGAAAUCAGACAUGAAUGAUCUCAUUAAGGGAGAAGAGACCAGCCCUGCCUUCGCUGUAAGCACCUUUCAGUCAAAACCGACUAAAACCAUUGCAUCUGAUCCUUCUGAACUUAAUCAACUCGUUAAGCCAUCCGUCCUUCAAAAUGUUAAAGAACCAGAAUCUAUCCUGAGUGAUGCAAGGAGGGUUUUGAGAGAAGUUCAAAGCAGAAAAAGAGUUCUUGAAGAAAACUUGGAAGCCAUUCUUCGUGCAAAAGGUGGAGGUGCCAUGUCUGCUUUCAUAAACGCCUUGACUACAAACAGAGAUGCACUGGAGAAGAUUCGUAUCAGAAAGGCCGUGGAUGAGAGGAUUAAGGCCAUUAGUGCAGAAAUCCAGGCAGAAAUGGCAAGAAAUGAUAUGGAACAAGUGAAAUAUGAUCAAAAGGUCCCAUGGAUCAAGAGAGCCCAGAACAUCAAGGCUAUGAAGAACAGUAAAGAAAUUAAAGCAAAAACUCAGAAAAUCCAAGGAUGCUCAACAAAGAAGCCUUUAUCUGCAGCUAAGUUACUGCAGAAUCAUGCAGAUGAUAACAAAAGCAAACUGGGCUUUAGAACUUAUUUUUCUUCUGAAAGUUUGCGGAGGAAUAAAAAAGGGACAGAUGAGCCUGUGAGUGGACGUGCAGUGGUACAAAAUGAGGAGUAUUUAAGCCAAGUUUAUGGAAAACCAAUUUACCAGGGCCAUCGAAGCACUCUCAAAAAAGCACCUUAUCUGAGAUUCAACUCUCCCUCUCCUAAGUCUAAACUUCAAAGACCCAGAGUGAUAGAGUGUGUUAGAGGUACAAAGGUGAAGUCAGCAGGAACACAGACUUGUUCUCAUGCACGGAAAGCAGUCAUCAGCUCAAAGAAACAGCAUCCUCUGUAUGCACUUGCUCAAGAAAAUCAGUAUUUUUUUAGUCCAAGCAGAGAAGUGCCAGCUGACUGCGGUCCCCUUGAAGGUCACCUAAUUCCUAUGGCUAUUCCACUAGGUCAGACCCAACUUAAUGAUAUCUCAGUGCAGCCUGCAGCAGUAGUUACGUGUACACCACACCCUGUUACAGUCACAACCUCUAUUCCCCAAGUGCCACCAAAGCCUCCAGCUGAAGUAAAAAAGCCAAACAUAGCUGUAAUAGAGAUGAGAUCAGAGAAGAAGGAUCCCCCUCAACUGUCUGUGCAGGUGCUACCAAAUGUUGAUAUUGACAGUGUUUCAAGUGGCAGUGUGAGUGCAGACAGUGUGCUUCCAGAACCCGAACCUGCACUUUGUCCUGCUGAUGCUGUAAUACAGGCUCCAGAAGAUAUACAAAGCGAGGAAGAAGACAUGAAGUUUCCAGGAACUCAUUUCAUUGAUGUUACUGAUGUCAUGCAGGACCAGGAAGAGGAGAGAGACGAAAUUCCAGAAUUUACAGAGCCUCUUCUAGAGAUUAAUGGACAUUUUAAAGUUGCUGCACCAACAUACAAUGGUCCUUCAUUUCCUCCAGUGGCUUCUGCUCCUCAGCAGUCUUCUGAUGUUUUGGAUGAAUGGAUUGAAAGGAGAGAAACUAUAGAAAACAGAUUGAUAAAUUGGGUGGAACAAGAAAUAAUGGCAAAAAUUAUCAGUGAGAUGUACCCAGUUCGGAGAGAAACUGUGCCCAGUGUUAGCACAUCAGAGGGAGAAGACAGUGAGACUGUAACCUCUGACAUUGUUGAAGCUGCAGGUGGGGGAGGAUUUCAGCUCUUUAUUGAUGCUGGUGUACCAGUGGACUCAGAAAUGAUUAGUCAUCUCGUCAACGAAGUGCUCAGCGAGACAAUUGCCACCAUGCUGGGUAACAGGCAGGCUCAGGAAGCAGUUCCUGCUACAAAUGUUCUUCCAAGUACAACAGCUGUGAUGGAGCCUCUUGUGCCUACUCCAUUGCCAACCCCUCAGGCCACACCACCACAAACACCACCUUCAGAAAAAGAAAUGCCUCCGGUCAAAACUCCAGAGUCUUCCCCAUCUAUCACAGAACUGAGUGAGGAUGCUCGUGAACAAGAAAAAAUGAAAGAAGCAGGCUCUGAUGUUCCAGCUGCUGUUAAUCGUGUUGGCACACCUGUGAUUACCCCUAUCAGUACGCCUCCUGAAAUAAUCACACCAAGCCCUCCUGCCUCUGAAGCUGCAAAAAUGGAAAAUCCAGCACCUCCAAACCCAUGGGAUGAUGCAGAACUUCCUCUGGAAGAGGAGAAACCCAGUCUGUUAGCUGAUGAAACAUUCAAUCCCAAAGCUGUUGAGAUGUCAGUGGCGAAUGAUGAGGAACCAGAGGCCUUGAUUUUACCAUCCUGGCAGUCGUCACCAAGGCCCUUUCAGUCGCUUCCUUGUGAACCACAGGUUCCAUCACCUGCACCUACAGACAGUUCUGAGCAGUCCACACAGGAAAGCAGUCCUACCCUCACAGAAACAGAAACUGCAGACAGACCCAUCUCAGAAGGGGAGGUUCUCUUCAGCUGUGACCAGAUGCUGGCUGCGAGAGAAGGAGGACUGCCUUUCCCAAACCCCAGUGAAAGCUUAACGAGUACCUUACAGGAUGCCAAUGAAAUGGACUACGAUCCUCCCAGUGAAGGGCAGGUGGUGAGAAGAAGCCAUAAAGGCUAUCAGAGGGAUCCUGUUCUGGCUCUUCUAGCCAAAUUAAAUCAAGCACCUGUUGCUGUACAAGAGGGAAGGUACCAUUUAGAGGAUUCUGACGACAGUGCUGGGGAGCUCAGUGAGGGUCAAAGGCCUCGUCUGAGCAGAGCAGCAGAGAGAAUCCUCAUGGGACAUCCAGUAGAUAUGGACCAUGCAACUCCUCGAACUUCUGAGGACAGGCCGUACCAGGGAUCGCGUUCUCCAUCACCAGGGCAGCUUGUCCAGGCUGCAGCAGAGAUUCUUGGAGAUGCCGAUACAAGUCAUGGUCCGAUGCUUGUGGCUGAACUGGAAUCACAGCCCAUUUCAAAUCCUGUUGUGCAAGCUGCCCAACCAAGCUGCAGAGUGGCAUCUCUCCCAAAGGGUCCCUCUCAGGAAGAAAGCCAAGGAGAUGCACGAGUUGUGCGACCUCGAGUUGUUCAUGUGAGAAGGAAAUCCGAAGAGAUGCAAGAAGAUGGAAGAACUGUACUUUGCCUCUCAGAAAUUUGGAAUUGUUUGAGGAAAGUGAAUUUCCAAUAAACCUCUAAAUUGCAGAAAAGGAAAUCGUGUAGCACAUCUGCCUUCCUGGAUGAAUACCUUUCCCAGCUUCAAAAGCAGUCUUCCUUGCUGGUGGUUACAGUUAUGUCGUCUUUUUUUCUUCUUCUUCUCCACCACUUCCUGUUAAGCAUCAGAGAGGAGGAGGAGGGAAGGGUUGGGUGGUUUUCCUAAACACUGUACUUCAUGUUUUUACACCUCAGCUUUGGCUUAAAGCCCCAACAAGGCAGCACUUCUGGUCUGUAUCUUUGAGUCGAGCAUUGGAGACAGAUGGACAUGGAGUAAAGUAUUUUUAUCACAUCUGUUGCUUUCUGAAAUACUUACCUUUAAGAAAUAAUAAAGAAAAUUACCUGUACUAUAAUAAUAAUAAUAGAAAUUAUUUGGACCCCGUCCAAGUUUAGCUGUCAGAUGAAAGCAUUUAACCACAGGAUGGCAGUAGUCAAUUUUCUUUGCAAGGAACGCACCGAAGAAGUUGAUUUAUAUACAGGGAUAAUUUAAAUCUCGUUUGUAAUAUACAUAUUUAAUGAGCCAAUAAAAAAAUCUAGAGGAUUUGCAAGUGGAAGCAACUGUCUGUCAGUUAUAAGCACAGAAGGUCUUGCCUGUGCAAUCUUUACCACAUUGAACUUAGUCAAAAAUUUGAGGGUAAAAUUAAUAAGAAUCGUUUGAAAGAAAAAAGAAAACUUGCAACUUGAUAAGUACACAUGGGUUUAAGUAAAUACAAGAUUUUAGAAUUAAGCACAUCUGUUACUGUAAGAUCAAAGCCCCCUGUUUGCUAAACUUCAUGUCAAACAGCUGCCUUUACUGAGAUAGCAAGGGACAGUGAGUAUCUGCUUGCAAAUGGAGAAGCAUUCCAGAGGCAAAAUCAUUUGGGUCUUUUUUAAAGGAUAAGUGGUCGUAUCAGUAUUAGAGUUCAGAAAAUCCAGAGCCCUGGGAUGAAGUGUGAAUUCAGUGUGACGAGAAAAGAGAAUUUGUUGUGGACUUAAAAUUUGUUUUACAGAACUGAUAAAUACGUGGCGAGGUCUGAUUUAUCUUCUGCGUGUGGUCACAAGUACACGCACAAUAGAACUUUCUUUUGUUGUUCAAGAAUGUUCUGUGGUCUACAGCGAACAUGUGUUUCUACUGAAAGAAAGUUGAUUGAUGUCCUUUAAUGAAAGUUGAAGUUCAGUAGGACUGUUACAAUAUCAUGCCUGAAAGGGUAAUGUCUCCCGAAAGUUACAAUUGAAAGUAAAGCCAGAAUGCAUUAUUAAUUGAAAUGUGUGCCUUCUCUAGACAUAGUGGAGACAGUGGUUUGAAAACAUGUAUUUGUAGCAUAUAAUAUACAUGCAUAUGUAUUGCUGGCUUUAUAAUAACCUUUAAUCUUUAUACCAGUCUUUCAUAUAUCUUCAUGAAUUUAAUAUGAUAAUAAUUGUCAUGGUUAGUAAAUGCACUUAUUUCCAGAAUACAAGCAUUUUUGGGGUUUGCAUUAACUUAAUUGAGAAUUCUUAAAUUAGAAUGAAAGAACAGGUGGCAAUGCUUGGCUGCAGAGCAUUUUAACAUUUGAGCAGCUCAGAACGAAGAGGUCAAUGUUUCUUAAUGAUUUUUCUGCAGCACAGUCACAGAAUGCAAUCUAGAGAGCAUAACUUCAUGAUAAUAAUUCCUUUUUAUCUCCAGCUAGUGAAUUAUAGCCAGGCAGCCAUAAGUACAUGGGAAAGUAAUAUUGGAAAACAAAGCAAUUGGCUUUGUUGCCGCAGAAGGAUUGCACAACUGUUGUGGAGGAGAUGAUCUGUGCAAUAAAGGAAUUAAGGGGGCAAGAAGUCAUUAAACAAUUGAUUUAAAAACAAACAAAACAACAAACAAACUUCCAGAGUCACUGCUUAGUUCUAAACAUGGCCUUCUACUUUGUUCACGCUGCCAUUGUGCUGCACUGAAAAUUGUCAUAUUUCAGUUGAAAAUUGUCAACUAAAUAGUUUCUUGUCUCUCUUCGUUUGCCUGAAGUUGCUUUGAGUUAGGUUUGGGGCUAUUUUUUCUUAAAUCUCCUGUGGUGUGAGCCAAAUCUCCAACAGAUGCUUCAAUAGGAAGGAAGAAGAUGAGGAUAAGACCAAAGGUCUUAAUUUUUUUUCUUGAAACUGGAACUGUUUUGGUCAAACUCAACAACAGUUCUACUGAAAGUUUACUUUCUCUUUAAUACCCCGAUGUUUCUUUCUUUGGACUGAAAAUCUCUCAAGAUUUUUGCUCGAGACUGUCCAAACCACCCUGAAAACAGCAGCUAGUGAAGCAUAACAGAGCUGUUCUUUCAUGCUGUAGGCAGAGUACCACCACAACCCAAGAAGUAGGAGUAGUUUGCAUAGCCUACAUUGUUCCUUGAAUUCGACUAAUUUCUGAGAUAAAAUCCUGGAAAUUACAGUUAUGAAACCAAUUAGAUGUAAUUAUGGCAUUUGACAAGCCAAUGUUUGUUCUGUGGAGUUUUGUGUGAUUUUUCUUAUUUUUUUUUUCCUGUAGCUCUUCAGAACUCUUUGUUUGUGGCCUAGUUAAGAUUCUUGCUUUUCCUGUACAAUUACCUCCCCAUGAUAUCGGGUGGCUCACUGCCUUAAUUCAGUUAAUAUAUUUUACAUUCAGGCGAGUCAGGAAAUGCAAAGCUGCGUUUCCCAUGGAAACUCUGCCUUUUCUGUAAGUAACCAUUUGCUUUUGGGUAAUCCACGUGGCUUAGAACACCAUUUCUCAAACAGGAUUCAUUUGCUUUUUCUGCACUGUGUAACCUCAGUAGUUACAUGACAUUACAAAACAAGCAGCUCCGUAGUAAGACAGCACUUGGCAUAUCUGCACAUAACAUCCUCAGCAGCCACACGUCAGAGUUGCUACUUUGAGUAGAAUACAGAAUUGCUGUGAGUAGGUAUGUGGCUGUGUUACAGGACGUGGAGGACAGUAGCUUUGAAUGGCUUUGCUUUUGUAAAUAUUACCUAGCUAUCAAGUGCCAUUUAUAUCUACGUUGGAUUUUUUUUCCCUACUGAGCUGCCUCAAUUAUUUUUCAGGCAAAAGGCACUUUAAUUAAUACAAAUAAUCAUAAGAGAAAUAGAAAAUUAAAAAAUACAUACAGUUUAUACUGGAAAAUGACCAAGUAAGCUUCUAUUGCUUUGCAGCGUGAGGAUUUGUUACUGGCUGACUAAAGAAGAUGCUCUCCUCUGAAGUCCCCACGACAUAUUAUCUUUCCCUUCUCUCUUUGAUGUACUUGCAUUAGAUUUUUGGUCACUUUGGGAUUUUCUUCAGCUUCUAAGAGGUUGAAAGUUACUUCUGAGAGUUCUCUUACCGCGUUCCUCCUUAAAAGGCACAGAGGUGCCAGGUCACUUCUUGUGCUGAGGUCUUUUGCAGUGGGAAGUGCAUGCAAAGGCAGAGCCUUUUCAGUCUUUGGUGUUUGCGGAGGUGAUGCCUUGUAUCCAUCAAGUGCUCUGCACAGAUUUAUGUUCAAGUUCAGAUUUGCUUAUUUCUCACUUUCGAAUGGAUAUUUAUACUUGAACUAUGCACAUUUUGUUGAGGUCUGGGAUUUGCUCCUGUAACCAAGUCUCUCCUUUAGUCUCUAUGCAGCAGAAGGGAUAUUCACCAAAAUUCCAGCACCACAGGUGGGGCUUUUCUGGCGAAAGGGAAAGAAAAACUUAUUCAGACUCACAUCAUCACUUCCCCUGGAGCCUGUGAAACACUUGGAUUUUUACUUGUCUUUUUUCAGAUUUACUGGUGCUCAACGUAAAUAUUUGUUAUUCUCAUCUGAUUCUCUCCUUAAGCUUAGAUUGCAAAUUUCUGAACAGCUGAAAUUUCUAUUUCCAUUCUGGCUUUUUACCUCUGAUUUAUUUUUUUUUUUGUUUACCAGCUCCACUUUCCAGUAGUAUAAAUCCACCUUUUCUAAGCCAGUCUAGGAGCAAAGAGGGAUUUCAUAUAAGUAGGUUACAGCAGCUUUGCUAAUUUCCCUGGUGCUCAUCCACUUCUUCAUGUGCUGGUGGAUCUGCUGGAGAUGCCGUGCUCUUGACAGCAAGUAUCAGAUACAGUCUGAGAUCUCCUGGGCACCAGCAGGCUCCUCACCAGGCUAUCCAAGUUGUGCCAAAGCAGUCUUUCUCACAGCCUGUGGAGGAUUUGUAAACAGGCUAGGAUCUGACUGAAGCAGCUUUGUAUUGUGUAUUAUGAUUUGUGUGCACUUUUACAAACUUACAGUAAUUGCUGUUGCCUUCAUUGUAAAGAGCAAAAAAUAAAUACGGACAAUAAACCCCCUAAAUGGGCACUGAUCCCACUGGCACUGAUCUUGAGUAACUCUGAAUAAAAGCAGAUGGUAGCAAGCCGGCUGGGCUGACCUGCUUUCCCCUUUCAUACAAAUAUUGCUUGUAUAAAUGGGGGACACACACACACAAAUUAAUGGGCUCAGGCAAGCCACCUAAGGACAGAGACUCCCCAUGUACUCAAUGCUUACAUCAGCCUGAGGGCUGUUUCCAGUUAGCUCUUCUGUGGAGGGAGAAGUUUCUCACAAAUUAAUGGUUCCACAGCUCCGUGCCAUCGUUUAACAAGAAGGAACUGAUGUGCAUCUAGAAAGUAAGCACCCUGAGCUGUUGUGUGGCCUGUGUGUUGCAAUAGGUCAUGGCAGAUACUUGCUGCUCAGUUGAAUAUACAGCAUGAAGUCCCUUAACACACCACCUUCUAUUGUCUUUAUGUUGCAGACAAGCAUUAGAUUUGCGUGGUCUUGCAGUGCUUUAAUUCAUGUGCCUGUUCUUCAGCAGGAAUGACAAAUUUGAAGUGAGAUUUCUACUGCUUCUAAAGAUGCGCCUCACUGUGUCAUUAUAACAAAACGCUUUCUGAGGAAUGACAUUAAAAAUAAAGAGGGGAGAUUGAGGUUAGAUGUUAGGCAGAAAUCCUUUAGUUGAAGAGUGGUGAGGCCCUGGCACUGCUGCGCAGAGCUGUGGGUGCCCCAUCCUGGUGGUGGCCAAGCCUAUCGAUGGGCCCUGGGCAGCCUGAGCUCCCAGCCCACAGCAGGGAGUUGGAACUCAGUGAUCUUUAAGAUCCCUUCCAACCAAAGGCAUUCUGUGAUUCUAUGAAUACUGCUGUUUUUUACUCAGCAAAGCAUUUGCUUGGGGUUGCUAUGCCUCUGCUAGAGAUCACAGCCUGCAAAGGUAACGUUCUGAACAAGGUGACUGCACCCUCAGUCCCUGCAGUUUGCAGCCUGGUACAUCAGUGCCAGCUGUGCCAGCUGGACCCACUGCUGGCUUGGCGG
Messenger RNA from Lagopus muta (rock ptarmigan), 9898 nucleotides. RefSeq names its product KIAA0586 ortholog. Gene Ontology annotation, cellular component: ciliary basal body; centriole. NCBI's taxonomy places the organism in Eukaryota, Metazoa, Chordata, Aves, Galliformes, Phasianidae. Bases 115 to 4659 code for a protein of 1514 amino acids. Gene Ontology annotation, biological process: smoothened signaling pathway. The transcript has 31 exons. The record is from RefSeq and is a predicted model, not a curated record.